AUGUUAAUCAUAUUGAAUGUCGUAAUUAGCUUUUUUUUGAUAAAUUUUUUUUUACUUAUCAAUGCAGUAACCUAUUCAGACAGACAUGAUUAUGAUGCAUAUGGAAUACGUAUAGCUAGUACAAAUGAUUUUGUCGUCCUUGCUCAAAAUGAUGGUCUUCGUUAUACAGUUUCAAUGGCUCCAUUUGAAUUGGAAUAUGUAUGCAAUUAUAAUUAUAGUACAUCAAAUGAUUUUGUCAUUAGUAUAGCUACUGGUCGACGACAAAAUUCUUCACAAUUAUCAUUUGUUUAUUUACAAACAAAUACAACAAAUGGACAAUAUCAAAAACUAGGUUUAUUUACAUUUUCACGUGAAAACAAAAGUACUUCACGAAGUAGUUUAUGCCGUCGAAUGUUAAAUAUAAAUGAAGGUGGACAUGAUGUGAAAGUUUGGAAUGGUAAUCAAUCUGAUUUGUCAACAUUAAAAGUUGAUCCUUAUGGAAAAUAUGCAUAUGGUUUUCUUUCACAAAAUAUUUUUAUUUAUGAUAUUGAAAAUAAUUAUGUAAAAGAUCUUUCAUGGAAUGAUGUGUUUUCAUCGAUAACUGUUAAUCCUCAUGCAUUAGAUAUAGGUGACACAAAUGAUGGGUUUUCAAUGGCAAUUAUCGCUGGUUAUUACGAUACUGAUAUUGAAAAAACUCUACCAGCUGUUUAUCUUGUUCGUUUAAAUCCUCCUUAUAAUAUGACUUUUGUUGAUAAUUACACUUUGCAUUCUGAUAAUCAAAAGUUUGUUCGUGGACGUUAUGCUUCCACUUAUCAAUAUGAUUAUGUUAUGUCUGUCUCAAUUCAUGAUUCAACUCAACAAGUUCUUGUUAGUGUUCCACAAUUACGUAAAACAUAUCUAUUUUUAUUUAAUAGUACAAAUUUAACAUUAAUUAAUACAUUCAAUUAUCCAGCACGUUCAACUAGUUGGCUUGAUGAUAAUGGCAUAGAAGCUGGUUUACUUCUCAGUGAUGAAUCUACACUUCCUUGGGCACAAUCUCGAUUAGAAGUAGUUAAUAUAUCUUCUAAUAAUGCAUUAUAUGUUUAUCCUAAUAAUCAACAAACGUUAGAACAAUGGUCAAGUACGCCUCCAACAUUUAUUCGUUUAACAAAAACAUACGAUAAUCAAUUAGCUAUACUUACAACAGAUGGAAUUGUAGUGUUAAUUCGUUCAGCUGAUGCAGGUUACUAUAUGAAAACGGAUGAUAUUAAUUCUCCAUCACAACGUCCAAACGCAUGUCCACGUGGAACUUAUAAAAGUAUUCGAGGUCCAACACCAUGUACGAUAUGUCCGAUAAUGACGAAGAGUUCUUCUAUUAGUGUAGCAUCUAAUUCAUUGAAUGACACGAAUGUCGUAUAUCCGACUAUUAAUUGUACUGCUUGUUUGUCAGAUUCUUUUUGUCCUCUCGGAUCUGUCAGUGAUGUCAAUAAAUCAACUAUUCAAUUGAUCAGUCAAGCUUAUGCUUAUCCUUCAUCAUCUUCAAUAUCAUCAUUUGAUGAUAUUCUCAUAGAAAAUACAUUUAGUCUACAAACAACAUCUAAUCGAUGUCUUCUCAUUUCACCGUUUUUUUGGGCUUUAAUUACAUUAUGUAUUGCUUUUAUUGUUCUACUUAUCAUGGGAAUUUUACAUUGUUCUCCAACAGGAAAGAAGCAUUUUCAGCGUAUUGAAUGUAUAUUGCGUCAUUCUGACCUUAUUGGAAAUGGAGAAUUAUGGUUUGGCGGACUUGUUUCAUUUUCUGUCAUCGUUCUUAUCGUGUAUAGUUUUUGGUUUGGUACAGUUUUUUUUAUAGAAUAUCCAAUAGAAACAUCAAAUGAUGCUUAUUUUGCAUGUGAUACAUCAUUAAGAAAUAUUAAAUUUAGUUCAGCACUACAAUUAUUGGCUACAAUUAAAUCCGAUGAAGAAACACCUAUAUUUGAUUUACUUGAUAAACAAGAAUUUACUAUGACAGUUAAUUUUAUACAGACAGGUUUUACUUGUAAUGAUAUUGCUGCACAGGAAAAUGUUGGUACUUAUUCUGUUGAAUUACCACGUGGCAAUUGUUCAACACAACCAGAUAAUGCUACGCUAACUGUCGUAUACCGUGUCCCUUAUCAUCAAAUAACUAUUCAAAUAAAUUUAACAGGUUCGUAUUAUAUUGGUGGCAUUCUCAUAUGUCUUACGGGUCCUCUUUCUACGAAAAAUGAUUCAGCAUAUGUCGUUCAAAAGCUAGACUAUUGUCAACCGUUUUAUACAUUCGAUCAAACUAUUGGUCAAACAACAGAAAUCAAUUUUGCUCUUACAAAAGUCAUUAAUCGAACAGAAUCAUUAGAUUAUAGUGAUUUAACUAAUUAUAGUGGUAUAUGGAUUCCAACAUCAACUCACGGAUCACUCAAUGAUCGUCUUGUUUAUUUACAACGAGGCACAUUUCUUCGUUAUUUAUCUACACAACAUACACUUAUAAUUAGUUUUAGUGAAACACAAUUUUAUGUCAUCAAUAAACAACAACCAAUAGCACGAAGGGGUGAAAUUAUUUUUCAUAAUAUACUUUUCACAACGACUGUUAUUGUGACAUGGAUUAUAAAACACGACAAAUUUUUAUUAAAACUUUGCCAAUUAAGAAAGGCAAGACUGGCAGGAAAAAAAUAUCUAUUUUAA
Rotaria sp. Silwood2 is the source of this 2652-nucleotide messenger RNA. NCBI's taxonomy places the organism in Eukaryota, Metazoa, Rotifera, Eurotatoria, Philodinida, Philodinidae. The record is from the annotation of a GenBank genome assembly.